GCACAUGUUGUAAGGACGAGUUUGUUUAUGUUGAGUCUACUCCCGCCUCCGCCUCCUUCCUUAACAUAUUUAUUCUCACACCGCCCACAUCUCCCUGGCUAUCAUGUAAGGCCUACCAAUUCACGCUAUUUCACCUGGCAAUAAGGAUCUGAGAGUGAGAGUGUUGUUGAAAAGGAACAACAGUAAGCCCCAGCUAUGAAUUCCUUCAAGAGUUUCAUGAACAAAGUGGGUGAGCGGGUGAGGGAGGCUGGGCCGCAGCUGCCAUCACAGUCAGCCGGCAAUGGGGAAGGGCCAGAUGGGGCCCCUGGAGGUGCAGUGGAGGGUUUCCUGUGCCCCACCUGCUUCCUCAGCUUCCCCACACCUGAGCUGCUGCAGGACCAUUAUGAGGCGGAGCACAUUGAACCUGCUGCCAACUACUUGUGUCCCGUGUGUAAGGCAAGACUCAACUCACAGCAGGAACUGGAGAAGCACUACAGCACCAUCCACAGCAUGAAAGAUACAAGUGGCCACAGUCUGGAGGCGCUGCGGGAGGAGCUGACAGAACUCUCCACCAAUCUGCGGGAGGAGCGGUGGUACUCAGAGGAGCUCAAGAAGGAGGUGGAGCGGCUGCAGGAUGCCUUUAAGAAGAAAGAUGGAGGAGAGGACAACUUUGUGCAUAAAUCUCAGCUAGAGGCCGUGGAGGAAUCCAAGAAACUGCUCACCUCAGAGGUUGUGCUGCUCAGGAAACAGCUUGCUGAGUCCAUCGAGGGCAAUGGCAGCCUACGGCAAGAGAAGGAUGUCCUGGAGACACGAGCCUCUGAGUUUGCUGUGGAGAGAGCUGAGCUGCGGGCCACCCUAGACACUCUGCAGGCAGAGAAGGUUGGGCUGGAGUCAGAGCUGCAUGAGAUCAGGUCAACUCGGGCUAACCAGGAGAAUCAGGACCAAUCAGAGAGUCACUACCUACAGCAGGAGGUUAGCCGGCUACAGGACCAGCUGGCUAGUAAAGAGAAGGAGAGCACCUCUAUCCUCAUAAUGGAGGACAGGUUUCGCCAGGACCUCCACGGACUGCGGGAGAAGCUGAUCGAGAGGGAGAUUGAGGCCAGCAGCUUCCAGGCUCGGGAGACAACUCUGCACAGUGACCUCAAGGCCAAGUCUGAGCUGGCAGCCUCGCUCAAAGAGGAGAUCCGCAACUUGAAGGAUGAGGUUGACAUCAUGAAAAAGAAACUCCAGGGCAAGGAUGAGGAGAUGUUGCAGAUCCAGAGCCACUUGGAGGACCGGGAGGCAGCUCUGUCAGGAACCACUCAGCAGACAGAAGAGCUGAAGGCCAAGUGUGCCAACUACAUGGAGAGCAUUCAGGCCAUGGAGGAACAGGUGUCUGAACUGAGUCUUAAAUACACAGCCACACAGUCAGAGCUGGAGGUGCUUAAGGAACAGGUGCCCUUGCUGCAGACCAAGCUGAAGAAUGGAGAUGAUCACAAGAACCAGCUGACCAGAGAGUUGAGUGAGAAGGCUGGUGAGUUGGAGAGUCUGCGUGAGAAGAUCAACGAUGCCUCAAAGGAGGAGAGUGAGGUGUUGCAGAAGAAGAGUGAACAAGUGGAGGAGCUGAGGAAGACCUUGAGGGAAGCAGAGCAUGCCAGGAGCACAGCAGAGAGUGGCCUUGCUUCAAAGAAUGAAACCAUUGAGCAGCUGAACAACAAACUCACCAACAGUGGCAAUUCUCUUAAAGACCUCACCUCCAAGACUGCCUCCUUGGAGUCUGCCCUGAGGGAACGGGAGAAGACCGUGGAGAGCCUAAAGCAGCAACUCAAGGAGAUUGACACCCUUAAAGCAGACCUUGCUCGGGAGAAGGCCCAAGUGAAGGACAGGGACACAGAGAUUCACAAUUUGAAGAGCAAGAUGUCUGAGAUAGAAGCCAAGAAGAGUGAGGUUGAAAGCACACUGCAGGAUACCAAAGAAAGUUUGGGCAGCGUCAGCAUGUCCCAUGAAGCGCUGAAGACUGAGUUAGAGGCGAUGAAAGACUCCCUCAAGAAGAAGUCCCACAGCAAUGAUGAACUGCAGACCAAGCUCAAGCUGGAAACAAGUGAGAAGGAGAGUCUGAAAGGAAAGAUCUCUGCCUCACUCCUUGCAGAACAGAGUGCAAAGGAUGAAGUGGAAAAGUUGCAGUCCCAGAACAUCACCUUGGAAACGGAACUCAAAGCCAGCCAAGCCAAGAAUGCCAGUUAUGACACAGAGCUGAAGUGUCUUGCUGCAAAGAAGAGUCAGCUGCAGGAGAGUGUGAGUGCCUUGGAGGCUGCCAAGACCCAGCUGGAGGCCACCACUAAGGAACACGAGGCUAGAAAUUCUCAGGAGUUGGCGGCACUAAAGGGAAAGUGUGAGGCAAUGGAAAAGGAGCAGGAAGACUUGGCAGUACAGGUGGCUUCCCUCAUCUCAGAGAAAGAGGCCAUUGUGAAGUCCAAGGAAUUGAUGGCACAUGAACUUAAGACUACUAAGGGAGACUUGCAGGAAUCAAAAGUGAGGUGCAAGGAAUUGGAAGGUCAGAUCGAUGACUUCAUGCGGGACACUUUUACCCUCACCCAGGAGAAGGCCAAGCUGGAGGAAGACAUGAAGGGACUCCAGGACAAGGUAAUGCUAUACCACACCUCACUGUACACAACCAAGUCAUCAGUCACAACACAGCUCAGUGCAAAUACACCUAGACCUACCAAGCCAUCUAAUAUUAUCUUCCAGAUUUCUAACUUGACCAGGCAGCUUGAGGUCCAGCAAGAAAAGGUUGGGGAGACUGAGGGGCGGAUAGCUUCUCUAGAAGCAGAGGUGGCAGGGCUGGCUGGUGAUAAGCUGGAGCUUGAGGUACGAGUGGAGGCAGCAGCUGAGGAGCAGCACAGCCUGGUAGAACGAUGUGUGGCUGCUGAAUCUGAGGUAGAGCGGCUGCAGGGACAGCUGACGCAGCUGAGGCGAAAGCUGGAUGACUCCACAGCAGCCUUGCACGAACUGGGCCGAGAGAAUCAAAACUUGCAGAUGGAGACAAUGAAGUUAGCUGGACGCAAAUGGGCUGAUGACUCUGAGGUGCUGAAUUGCAAUACGUGUGCCAAAGCGUUCUCCGUGACUGUGAGGCGCCACCACUGCCGGAACUGUGGACAGAUAUUCUGCCACGACUGCUCUAGCAAGCAGGCUCCACUCGAGGCCAACAAGAAGUCCGUCAGGGUCUGUGAUAGCUGCUACAAUGAGCUGACGGCUAAGUUGUAGAGUCUGCUGUAUAUAUGUAUGUCAGUUGCUCUUUUUGUUGAGUGUUGGUGUUACUGGAUUGUGUUACGAGUGGUGGAAACAACAAUAGCUCUUACGUCUAGAUUAUACAAGUUUGGUAAUUUUUUUAUCUGCUGAUUUUUAUAAUUUACUGUAAGAAUUAGAUAGUUCAACAGGGACACAAGGGACAAAACUUAAACACAUUUCUAGGAUUCUAGGAUUGAAAUUUACCGUACAGUCAUUAACACUUCAGGCUUAUAUCCAGAAGCCACAGGGUGUCGAAGGUUCUUCUCCCUGGACUGUUCUCGUGGCACCUCUAAUCCUUUGCAGCAGAUCUGACUCCAUCUUCUUGUAAUGUGUUGUAAUUCUGUUCUGUAUAUGUCACAAGUCAUAAGUCAGUCAUGAUAAUGGGCUGAUCACAAGUUGCUUUUUUUGGGGAUGCGAGUUUGCUGGUCUUGGAAUGAAGUGACAGCAUUUCUACCACAGCCACACAGCAUACUGCUUACCACUACUGAAACUUUUGGUGUAUUGUGCAGGUAAAGAGUGAUUUACAUAAAAGAUACAUUCUUUAAAAAUUCAUUCAUAAAUACAAAUUCUGCAUUUGUAAAUUGGACCAAGAAAUGGAAUUAUUUUAGAAACUUAAAUUUGUUGAUUGAAUGUUGGUAAAUCGUGACUCACUCGUACAUGCCAUUCAGCUCCCCAUACUUAAUCGACUUAUCUGUGAAGGAGCUCAUGGCAGCCUCACUUCACUGUAGAGCUUCCUAUCCCCAGCCUGCACUGCCUUCCAUUGUGCUGCGUUGGUGCCAGUGAAAUAUGAACUCCAACUUAAUUCUUUAUUGCAAAAAUAUGCUUUUCCUAUAUACACUGAUUCACAAAAAGGAGUUCUUAUUUGUAUGAUGACUGAGUGUCCAAGUGUGAAAAUAUGUUCACUUUAAAUAAUGUAUUAACUAAUUGUGCGUCAUUAGUAUUUUUUUGAGAUGAAUGACUAGAUGAAAUUUGGUUAUCUUUGGCCUGCGUCAAGCUUUGUUUUUUGGCAGUGUCUGCUGCCUGGUUUGGUUCACUUGGUCACUCAGGUUUACAAAGCUACUUUACCUGUAAAACUGCCACUAAUCUUGCCAGUGCUAAUUUAAUGCUUCAAUUAUACUACAAUUCUUCUUCAUUCCAUCACUCUACCACAUAUUGUUAGUGAGGUUAUUUUUUUGCUAGCCUUUUUUUUAUUUUAAUUACACAAAGUUUUCUGUGCAAGAAUGUGGAAGGCUUUCCCUGAAAUAUUCAGAUAAUAAGCCAUAGCACAUUUCUUUACAAUUAAUUAAGGGCACACUGUGUGUGCACUUCCUUUCAAUCUUCAGUGUAUAGAGUUUUGUUAUCAGGUGAGGCUGGUUAAGGAGGCAAUCAGUGAGAAAAGACUGAUGUGCCGAAGUCAGCACUUAACACAUUGUCAUUGGGAGUGACAAAGAUAGGACUUGUUUUUGUUUUCUCUGGGUCUUACUCAUUCUUUUCUAGAGCUAUAACUAAGACAAACACUACAUUAGGAAUGUACAAUCAUCUAUAAUCUUAAAUUAGUACACAAAAUUACCAUCAAAAUUAAAUCACAAUGACUACAAUGGUUUUGGAUGUUAAACUCAACACUAGUAUCAACUGAAGACCUGCAUCACUCCCUCACGUUCCAAAUAGUGUGUGUGUUGAGUCAUUGUCUAAGAGAUAAGUAUCAUGCCCUGCAUAAUGCCCACUUGGGAUACAUCAGUGUUUUUUUUUUUAGUUAAAUACAAUUGAAAUUUAUUUUUAAGCUGGAGCCAUUUAAUGAUAUUCACAUUUUGCAAGACCUUGCUGUCUCUCUUUGCUAACUAAUCCUGCACAUACCACAUGUAUGCUGCAGUCUCAUUUUUAUAUCACAUAAGCAAACUUCAGCCUUUGUACAUAAACAUAAUAAACAACAAUAUGGCAACAGUUAUGGCAUAGGGAAUAUUUUAGUAUUGCAAAUGGAAUAGUUCAUCAUGCCUGGCUCACUCCAUACAUUCAUGCUCUUCAAACCCACAAGAUCAAUGAUUAAAUUUAUAAAUGACAACUCUAUACACCAGCACAUUUUGAAGGCUUUGCAUCAUUCUACUUAUAACUGCACCACACACGGCUACUUGGAUCAUGAGUGGCAGAAUCCCAAGUAGCUCACACCAACAACAGCAAGUCCAUACCCUGCUGGAUGAUUUUGAGUGCUGGUACUACAGGUGCUGAGAGAAAACACUUAAAAAAAAUUAACAUCAACUUAUUAUCAAACACUUUCUCUUAUGUGUCAGUUGCCGGUGUGAUGUCAAUAUCCACUUAAUCUAACAGUUCCCCUUGGCGAUAAGACAGACUGUGGUCAAUUGGUUCUGACUGACUAGAUCCCAACCCUUCCCUCAAAUAAUUUGUUUGCCCAACCCACCUGAGUCUACAAGAUACUACAAGACAGACAAAAGGACUACAGAGGACAUUCACUGUACUGGAAUGGAUGCACUGUCAGAUCGUCACGAGUCACCAGGGUUCUGUGACUUGCCUCCACUGCUCCAUCAACAGGGACGGGAUGUAGCGUUGCAGGUUGCUGGAACACAAAAAGUCAACAAUGCAAUACUGUUCACAUAAUUAGUAUACUGUUGUUCCUUGUUAGUCAGUGUACAGGGGAUCCUCAAGUUACCUCCAAGAUCUGUUCCCACGCCACAUUGUAAGAAGUCACAUAAAUAAAAGAUAAUUAAAUAAAACUAACAAAAAAAUCUAGGGGAAUGUACAGAGAUAAGCACUGCCAACGUCAUACCAUAAAAUGGUGGAAGUUAGACCAUCAUAAACUGAGGAUUCCCUUUACAUGGGAAGUGACAGUGAUUCCUCUGUAAUCAUCUGGCAGCAAAGUGACAUGGUACACAAGGCAUUAAGGGAGAAAAAAUGAAGUGUGUAGUCUGUUAAUAUUAUAUAUGAAAAGAAAAUCUGUGAGUAACAUACAUAUUUCAUUUUAUCAACAGCCAAUGACACUAAACAGAAGCUAAAUACCAUGUUUCAGAUAUAUUGAAGAAAAUGCUACUCCUGUGCUUCAUAUCCAUGUUUUGAGUCCUGAGCAGAGCUGUGUGCAGUAUAUAUUUUAAAAUUCUUUGUGCUAUGCCUGCCACUGCCGCUUGUGUUGACAAAGUGUUGCUCUUCUGCCUGCCAUGUAUAUAUAAUAAUUGCUUUAUAUCUUUAAGCAAUUUUUUUUUUCUCUUCUUGACUGUACUGGCUUUAAAUAAUAUUACUUGUACAUACAGCAUUACCUCAACUUUUUCCAAUGAGCUAAGUGGGGCAAUAAUGGUAACAAAUCCACAUUGCCAAUGCUCUGAAUACCCAUUGUGAAGUUUGGGAUGAAUUAUUGCAAAUGUACCCAGAUUAUUGAGGACAGACAGACAGCUCUCCCUCACCACAGCAGCCUCAUCUUGUUAGUGUUUACCAAAGUUUAUUGUUAAACUCACUAGAGACACUUAACAGCCAUUCUUCCCUCAAUAUUUACCUGAUUUGAUUGAAUGAGCAUUUAAUUUACUAAGUAAAGUAGGCACUUGUAACAGUAGUGAGUGCCACAUAAUCUCAUUGCUGCAGUGUCCUAACUCAGUUUACAAUUUUGCUUCCUGACCUGACCUAACCUUGGUGGUCACAGUGUCACCCACAACUGUCCUCUUUUUCUCUUCCUAAUCUCCUUCAUCAACCUUUUCACAAAUCUGAGGCUUGUGUGGUAAUGAACAGUAUUGUCUGAUCUUUGCCUCUAUCACCUUACAUCCUCAACAUUACAAAACUAAUAACUUCCCAAAUUCAUUAGCUUUUUUAUGGCUAAUGAUAUGAUCUCAUCAGCACAGAGACAAUGAGGUAAUACUGUAAUAACUUUUCUAUCUAUAAGUAUUUUGUAAAUAUGUCAAAUGAGACCAAAUACAGCAUGUCACUAUUGUAUGAAGAAUAGCUAAUGCAGCAAGUUGAAAUCAUCUAUUACAGUUUAUUUUUUUAGCUGACUAUGAUGUGUUGUGAGGAAUAUUGAGUCUGAGAAGCAGAGGUAGCUCCUUGCUAGGCGGAUGAGAGAACCACUGCAUUGUUCUCUGACCUUCCUGAAGUAAACAUGGAACAGUGGCACAGGUUAAAUUUGCAGUAACAGGAUUUUGCACAAAUACCUUCAAAUGGGAUCAGGAAUUCCUGCAGAGUACAUGGUUAUAGUGUAAUGAUAAAUAUGUUGAAUCAUUAGCUGAUUAAUCUGCCACACUUGCCUUCACUGUACUUCGUUUUCUCUCAAUCGAAAGUUCUCUGAUCUACUCACCUUACUGCUUGAUUGUAAGCAAAUCUAGAUAUUUCUGACAUGUAAGAUGCAGAACAGGAAAUGAGUGUGGCACAGUAAUCAACUAGUGACUGUGACUAAAUGGUAAGGAACCAAUGAUGUGAUACCUGUAAAUGAAGCCGCUAACCAUCACACCUGUCUGUUGGCCUUAACAAACCCUCAUCCGAUCCACCUUCGACUCACACUGCACUAUUGAAGGUGACUCAUGUGAAGAAGCUCUAUCUUUUACUCACUGCUUGUGUUGUUGCUUGACUUCAAGUCCAAACCCGAUACUAAUAAUUACCAAAUAUCGUGCCCAAAAAGUUUUAAUUCUUCAAAGCUGUGUGUGGGAUGCAUGAUUCAAUACAGUGUGCACUAAGCUGUAUUCAUUCAGAUUUAUGCUAAUGAGAAAAGAAAAUAUUAUAACAACUCCCAUAAAGUUCUCAUGAUACAGUUUUAUUGUUAAUUAUGUGCUUACUAUCAUCACAUUUGUAAUUUAAAGAAAUGUUUAAAUUUGAUCCAAGAAGAUAAUUUUAAAAUCUUCCUUCCUUUUGCCAAGGUUGGUCUGCUUCUCUCAAUUCUCAGAUGCUGGCCUUCCCCACCCACCACCAUCUUUGAAUCUUCAAAAUCCUCUCAAGUCAUACUCGUGUGCUGCAGCAUUUUGAUGCAUCACAAAAUGAAAUACAUAUGUUCAAAUUAGUAUGUAUCUGAAGGCAAAUAUUUUUAAUGCAAAUCUUUUUUCCUUAAUUAUUUUUGAUGAAUGAAUUAGGUAAACUUUAUACUCAGCUAUGAUUUAAGACAGGUUCACACAUGUCAAUAUGCAACUGAAAUUGCAAGUUGGUAGUUUCUGACUGAAUAUCAGUACCUAGUGAUUGUAAAAACCAGUUGCAAAACAAGACUAACAUGUUGGUCUUGUUCAAAAUCUUGUGACAUCACAGAGAAAGGUUUGAAAAUGUGGUGUUGAUGUAGAGAAGAAUUUAAAGUUGGUGAGGGAAAAAGAGCACAUCUGGGACUCCUAAAAGUGAAUUCUACAGUAAAAAAAAAAAAUAAAAUAAAAUAAAAAAAUAAAUAAAUAAAUAAAAAAGGGCUAGGGCAAAUCAGCGUUUGAUGAGAUAGCUGCCACUCUCCAAUGACUGCUUCCCUCUAUGGAGAGUGUUGUUGGAGGUGAGGACUGAAUACUCGUGAUGAUUUAAUUCAAUUGCAAUCGUCAUUGUCACCUGAGGAAGACGUCUUGCUGGAUAGCUGUUUGUUUACAUUCACUUCCCGCCAACCAUCUAAUACUUCCAAGUCACUAUGUGUGAAUGUGUUCCAACUACAAGGGCUCAGUUGAUACUUUUAGCUAUUUGCAAUUUCAGUCACAUAUUGACAUGCGCCUUUAGUUAUCUUCUUAAAGCUGUAUUUUAUGGUAAGUGAAAGAUAUUAGUUUUUAUAGGCAAUGUUUACAGAAGGGGACUUUAUUACUUCUGUACAUUAAUUUCAGGUACCUUUACCUGUAUACCUUCUGAUAUUGAGAAAGUUUUGUGCUACAUAUAUUUUUCUGUGAUUCCACACCAAGGACAAUGAUAAUGAUAAAUAGAAAGUGUGAAAGAGGGGACAAUCAUAUUGGUUUUAAUGUGAAAAUUUAAAAUGUGAUUUUGUUAACCAUAAGUGGUAAAUAAAUUAUAAUUUAUC
This is a messenger RNA of Portunus trituberculatus (swimming crab), 9178 nucleotides long. Its product is annotated as early endosome antigen 1-like. Bases 196 to 3222 code for a protein of 1008 amino acids. The transcript is spliced from 15 exons. Gene Ontology annotation, biological process: positive regulation of autophagosome maturation; plus-end-directed vesicle transport along microtubule. The record is from RefSeq and is a predicted model, not a curated record. NCBI's taxonomy places the organism in Eukaryota, Metazoa, Arthropoda, Malacostraca, Decapoda, Portunidae. Gene Ontology annotation, cellular component: lysosome; autophagosome; late endosome. Gene Ontology annotation, molecular function: metal ion binding.